This is a messenger RNA of Gracilinanus agilis (Agile Gracile Mouse Opossum), 2610 nucleotides long. Its product is annotated as ras GTPase-activating-like protein IQGAP2. Gene Ontology annotation, molecular function: actin filament binding; calmodulin binding; GTPase activator activity. Gene Ontology annotation, cellular component: cytoplasm. NCBI's taxonomy places the organism in Eukaryota, Metazoa, Chordata, Mammalia, Didelphimorphia, Didelphidae. Bases 1 to 2610 code for a protein of 869 amino acids. The transcript is spliced from 18 exons. Gene Ontology annotation, biological process: regulation of actin cytoskeleton organization. The record is from RefSeq and is a predicted model, not a curated record.
AUGUCUGCUGUCAUUUUGCUCAACCAUGCUUUAGACACCUAUGAACUCAUCUCUAUCUCCUACCUGUAUGCUAGCAGGCUCAUGUCCAUCAAAAGAGAAGUUGAAUCUCAAGGACAAGAUCACUUGAGCCGGGAUGAAAUUCAAAAUCUCAUUGAUGGGGUCAAUGUGGAAAUUCAAGAAGAAAAAGCAAUGCAUGCAGCAGUCAUUGCAAUUAAUGAAGCCAUUAAGGAGGGUAUCGCAGAGCAGACUCUUGUAACUCUGAAGAAUCCAAAAGCCAUUUUAACCUCUGUCGAUGAUAGCCUGUCCACAAAUUAUCAAGAGGAACUUUGGGAAGCCAAGCAGAGAAAAGAAGUGAUUGCAAAAGAGAAGCUUCCUAAGUCUGGCACCAGCAAGGCACUCACUCCAGGCUAUUUUGCCCUCACGGAGAUUUCAGGAGCCACUGGAGACUCACACAGGCUUGCUGCUAUCGAUGAAAUCAAUGCUGUGAUUCGAGAAGGUCAUCCCAGUGACACCAUGACUGCACUCAUGAAACCUGAGGCCCAGCUCCCUCCCAUCCUUCCAUUCGCUGCCGUUAUGUAUCAGAAUGAACUUUUCAACCUUCAGAAACAGAACUCUUUGAACUACCUGGCCCCUGAGCAGCUGUCCAUGACAGUAGAAAUGGUGUCAGGUGUUGUUUUGCUUAACCAGGCAUUGGAAACAGAGGAUCUUGUGUUAAUACAGAAUCAUCUCCAAAAUCCUUCAAUAGGCAUCACUAAAGUGGAUGAAGACCACUUGGAAAGGUAUGCUAGCAGGCUCGUGUCCAUUAAAAGACAAGUCUCAUCUCAAGGACAAGAUAACUUAAGCCGGGAUGAAAUCCAAAAUUUCCUUGAUAUUGUUAAUGUGGAAAUUCAAGAAGAGAAAGCAUUGCAUGCAGCAGUCAUUGCAAUUAAUGAAGCCGUUAAGAAGGGCAGUGCAGAGCAGACGCUAGUAACUCUGAAGAAUCCAAAAGCUGCUUUAAUCUCUGUCAAUGAUAGCCUCUCCUCAAAUUAUCAAGAGGAACUUCGGGAAGCCAAGCAGAGAAAAGAAGAGAUUGCAAAAGUGAAGAUUAUCCUUCUGUCUGAAGAAGAAAGAGAUGCCUACCAGGACCUACUGACCCAAGUGGAAAUACAAGGAACCAUUUAUAAAAUCAACAGGCUUGCUGCUAUCGAUGAAAUCAAUGCUGUGAUUCGAGAAGGUCAUCCCAGUGACACCAUGACUGCACUCAUGAAACCUGAGGCCCAGCUCCCUCCCGUCCUUCCAUUCGCUGCCGUUAUGUAUCAGAAUGAACUGUUCAGCCUUCAGAAAGAGAACUCCUUGAGCUACCUGGACCCUGAGGAGCUGUCCACAAGAAUAGAAAUGGUGUCAGGUGUUGUCUUGCUUAAUCAGGCUUUGGAAAGUGAGGAUCUCGUGUCAAUACAGAAUCAUCUCCAAAAUCCCUCAAUAGGUUUUAAUAACCUGGAGGAAGACCACCUGGAAAGGUAUGCUAGCAGGCUCGUGUCCAUCAAAAGAGAAGCCUCAUCUCAAGAACAAGAUCACUUAAGCCGGGAUGAAAUGCAAAAUCUCCUUGAUAUCGUUAAUGUGGAAAUUCAAGAAGAAAAAGCAUUGUAUGCAGCAGUCCUUGCAAUUAAUGAAGCCAUUAAGGAGGGCAUCGCAGAGCAGACUCUAGUAACUCUGAAGAAUCCAAAGGCCGGUUUAACCUCUGUUGAUGAUAACCUCUCUUCAAAUUAUCAAGAGGGACUUUGGGGAGCCAAGCAGAAAAAAGAAGAGAUUGCAAAAGUGGAGAGUAUCCUUCUGUCUGAAGAAGAAAGAGAUGCCUACCAGGACCUACUGACCCAAGUGGAAAUACAAGGAAUCGUCAAUAGAAUCAACAGGCUUGCUGCUAUCGAUGAAAUCAAUGCUGUGAUUCGAGAAGGUCAUCCCAGUGACACCAUGACUGCACUCAUGAAACUUGAGGCCCAGCUCCCUCCCGUCCUUCCAUUCGCUGCCGUUAUGUAUCAGAAUGAACUGUUCAGCCUUCAGAAAGAGAACUCCUUGAACUACCUGGCCCCUGAACAGGUCUCCAUGACAAUAGAAAUGGUGUCAGGUAUUGUUUUGCUUAAUCAGGCAUUGGAAACUGAGGAUGUUGUGUCAAUACAGAAUCAUCUCCAAAAUCCCUCAAUAGGCUUCACUAAAGUGGAUGACAAACACUUGGAACGGUAUGUUAGUGUGCUUGUGUCCAUUAAAAGAGAAGCCUCAUCUGAAGGACAGCAUAACUUCAGCCGGGAUGAAAUACAGAAUGUCCUUGAUUUGAUUAAUGUGGAAAUUCAAGAAGAAAAAGGAAUGUAUGCAGCAGUCCUUGCAAUUAAUGAAGCCAUCAAGGAGGGCGUCGCAGAGCAGACUCUAGUAACUCUGAAGAAUCCAAAGGCCGGUUUAACCUCUCUUGAUGAUAACCUCUCUUCAAAUUAUCAAGAGGGACUUUGGGGAGCCAAGCAGAAAAAAGAAGAGAUUGCAAAAGUGGAGGUACUUCAUGAGAUAAUGAGUAAAUAUAAAAUGGAGUUCACUGUGUGCCCAGUUGUUAGAAAUAUAACAGAGUUGUCAGCUGAAAAAGAGUGA